Messenger RNA from Mytilus californianus (California mussel), 4007 nucleotides. RefSeq lists its product as uncharacterized. The record is from RefSeq and is a predicted model, not a curated record. Bases 9 to 4007 code for a protein of 1332 amino acids. The transcript is spliced from 27 exons. NCBI's taxonomy places the organism in Eukaryota, Metazoa, Mollusca, Bivalvia, Mytilida, Mytilidae.
CUGGAGUGAUGUUGAAUUCAGCACUUUACGAUGAAGAUGAAAGUGUCAGAUAUGAGGCUUUACUUCAAUACCAAUCCCAUCCAAAGGCAGAACUUAUAUUUCCAGCAAAAAGUGAUAGCAGUAAUGGAAAUCCAAACUCCUUGAAUCCUGAACAUCUGGGAAUAGAGGACAUCACAGUACAUCGCCGUUCACGUAGAUCAUUUUCCUCUGACACAAUGGAAUAUAGGCUGAAAUCUCCUACUGUAGAAUGGAGGAAAAUGGUAGGAUCCACUUCUAUUGGAGCAUCAUUUGGAGUGACAAUGGCCAAUCUGAUGGAUCUUAUAGAAGCUCCCUUGUGUGACAAUAUCACCAUAGACAUGCAACAGGAAGUCUAUACACGCUUACAUUUGGGUGUGGUCAAUGAAAAUGUUGAUUUCUUAUCUGGAAGGAUUUGUUUCAAGGGACAUUCACAGUACAAUAUUAACUUAUUCCAAGAAUUUGAAAUGAAAAAUGUGGCAGACAUGGCAGAAGAAUUUGAUAAGAACAUUCAGGGAAUUGUCAGUGAUCUUGUGGCUGGCAUAGAUAUGUUCAGUGUAAUAAUAGCGGGUCCUCCUACAGUGAGACAACUUGCAGCAGAAAUGUCAGAAGCUCUUGAAGACUUUCCAAGUAAAGUAUGGGAGUUACGAUACCAGGCCAGUAACACACUUACUAUUCUGGGACAGAUUGAUGAAGCAGAAUUUACUCCUGUCUUCCAUCCCUUGCAGAAUUUGAUUAAGAAAAUAACUUCUUUGUUGAAUGAUGUAAAAACAGAUGUCACCAACUUUUACAACAGGCUGUUGGAGCCAGUUACUGUGGUAAUCCCAUACAAUACCAGAAUGAUCUACCAAGGUGUUUCUGAAGUUAUUGAUGGCAUCAAGUUCUUUGUUACAGAUCCCAAAUCAUCCAUGGCUAAAAUUAACAAAGGUGUUAUGGAGAUAUCAUUUGCAGUAAAAGCUCUUACAGACACAAGAACCAAAAUACAAGAAGCAAGCUUUAAUCUGAAAGAUAGUAAACCUUACUGGUGGGAUAUUGACACAGAUUAUGAGAUAUAUGAAGCCUUUGCAGCCAACAUAACAGCAGCCAUUACAGAAAAUGGUCAGACUUGGGUUGAACCAGUGUACUUAGAGAAUGAAGAUCCAGUGGCUUUGUUUACCCAGGGUGCAACAACAGAGAGAGAGUUGAAACAAGAAAUUUUGGAUAAUUUGACAUCAAUUGACAUUUCUGGAAUGUUGGAACCUCUAAUCAACAUGGCCGAUACGUUCAUCAACAAAUCUUAUAAUAUGUUUGUGUGGAUAAAAAAAGUCAAAGAAGCUGAAGCUGUAUUGAAAGAAAGGUAUGAAUCUGGCCAAUCUGUGAUUGAUACAAUAUUUGGAGCCAAAGUUCAUGCAGAUUUUCCCAGACGUUAUCGCUUAGCAGACAACACUUGUAAAGGAUCAGGAUUUUAUCCUUCACAACUGGCAGCAGAUGGCGGCACAGAGUACUGGUCUUCUGGUGUAGAUUUAGUUUCUCUGCCUGACAGUGUUGUUGUAGCUCCAUUUGCUGGUUUAGUGAUGUUAGGGAACAGUAGCAAUGAGAUUGUGAUUCAGACUGAUGAAGGUUCCCUUAGAGAUACCACCAUCAUAAUAACUAAUGUAAAACCUAAUGGUACCAUUCUGCAUCCCUCGGACAGCCUCUACAUAGAAAAGAGGGUAGCAGCAGGAGUUCCUAUUGGAUUAACUGUAGCCUCACCAUGUAAUUCCUCCAAUCAUAUUCAUUUUGCCAUGAAGAGGGAAGGAGGUUUUAUAGAUCCAACAAGGUUUCUGAAGACCAGAAUGUUUGAGAUGCCACAGUGGGUUCAGAUCUGUGAUGACUUCAAACUGGAAUAUAAGGGAGAAACCAUUGCUGCUGGUACCAUUGUGGGUGUAGCAGGACAGAAACAGUUGGAUACCAGUCCUACACUGACCAAUAGCGUCAUCAGUCAACCAGACGACCUUGACAUGGCAGAUGACCCAAUGCUUGAUAUCCAGGAAUACAAGAACAACCAAUCUGGACUAUAUUAUAAGACACAGAGUACAGAUAUUGAAAGUUUAAAUGAGACUGGUUUAUUAAUAGCCUUGUUACAGAAGGCAGACAGUUUUGUGGAGAAGUAUUCCUUACAUCGUUUGAAGAUGGGAUCCCUGGUGGAAUAUCUGAACUUACUGAAUAUGGAGACAGAAAAACAAAACUUAGCCAAAAUCUUCACAGAGAUUAGGGAUAUAAUUAGCAGCAGAACCUGUAUGAACCCCUAUGAGAUGAGUAAUGAACAGUUACGACAGGAACUAUUUGAGCAAGGCCAGGGUACUUAUGGUUCCAGAAGAGAUAUGAUAUCAGCACUUUACAAAGCAAACAAUGAAUGUCCUUUGCUGUCUUUAGCUCUACCAGACAAUGCCUAUUGUACGUACUCAGAGGGUUGUUAUGCUGUGGAAUGCUGUAUAAAUGUCAAGAUGUCUGUAUAUCUCAAGGUCUUCAAAACGUUUAUAAGAUAUGAGCCAUGCCAGGAGAUGCUAUAUUUAGGAUUUGACAGUUUUCAGGAACAGUUUAAUUUAGGGGAGAUAUUCAAUGAAUCGGCAUAUGUAAAUGGAACAUUCGAUGGAUUUGAAGAUACAAUUAGUACAACUACUGGAAUUGUUCUACCAGGAUUGGGACCAGUACAGUUAGUUGUCAGCUACUUGGUGUUACGAACAGAAGAUGACCUGACUGUGACCUUCACCUCCUCCUUCUGUAGAACAGAUGACCCUGAGACAUGUCUGAGAAGUGUUACUGUCCUUGACCAUGCAGUGUUCCCAAUACUAGACUGUACAGAGGAGGGAUCAUACACUAUGUUUGAAGUUGAUUACUUGAAGUACUUCAGUAGAGAAGUUGUCUUAGAAAAAAUAGAGGACUCUGGGAAAAGUCUAACACAGACAGCAAUAGAUGAUGCUGUGGUUGCCAUGACUACACAGUUUGGUGUUUCCAAGAAUGAUUUGGAAGCAACUGGACCAUGUCCAAGGCCAGAGAACAUGAACCGAGGUCUCUUAGAGCAAUUAAUGGAGGCCCGUGGGCUGAAUACCUCUGGUGACCUUUCUGAACUCAUCCAAAGAUAUACAGAAGAUGAUAAAACUUGUACUACAAAUGGAGUCAACAUCACUCUUCCAGAAUCUAACAGUACCAGUCUAUAUUAUAUGAUUGAUACCAGUUGUUACAGACUGGAUGCCUGUGUUGAAGUGCCUAUUACUGGUUAUAACUUCAGUAAAUCACUCAAAGCUUACCUUGAACUGGAUCCCUGUUCACUUGUUAUGAGGGCUGGAUUUGAAACAAAACAGCAGACUUUCAUCAUGGUCAAUUAUGAAUGGGGUAAAGAUGAAAAAGUACAGUUGACUUCUGAUCUUCUAAUGAGGUUCAAAGUAGAGAAAAAUGGUGUUAAUUACAACGUACAUUUUGGGAUGAGAGUAUGUCCUGGUGGUGACUGUGUGGUUGAUGAAACAUUUAUAACCGGACUACAGAUCCCUGACCAAGAUUGUGGAGGGGCUGUAUUCCUGCCUGGUGAGGGGAGUAUAGCUGACUUUGUCCAACAGUUGGGUGGUACAAUGACUGUAGAAGGAUUUGAUGUGAUCUUAGCACAGUUUGGUGUAACUAGUGUUUUUCAGAAUGAAAUUAGUUGUGAGCUGCCAGAAAUACAAAAUUGUACACAUGACAUAGAUGAGCAAAGUUAUCUCCCCUUGGAUGUGGCUGACAUGUUGCAAUGUGAGAUGCCACAAGGCUGUGGUGGCUUAGACUGUUGUAUGGAUCUGUCAUUCCAGCUGCCACUAGGUGUCGACACUGUGACAUACUCUAACAUGACAUUUUGGUACAGAUUUGAUUCUUGUAACUUCACAAUUGAAGUCGGACUUGGAACAUUUACAUACAGAACUGUUUUAUUGGAUUAUGAAUGGGGUCAAGUUUCUUCAUUCAACAUAGGUGUAGGAACGCCUUCUCCAGUACAAAUUCAGUAA